AGACGAUUUUAUUUUUUUGGAAUGAGAUAAAAAAAGGUCAUAAGGAAAGCCACACAAAAUAUAGAUUCCACAAAAAAGGAAAAGAAAAUUAGCCAAUUAAUUACCAAAAAUAGAAUAAUUGUUCAUUAAUCACUAGAAAGUUACAUAUAUAUUUUCUAGCCUACAAAAGAAAAGUUCAAAGAACGGACGAAACAAAGAAAAGGCAAUAAAAAUAUAUAACAAAAAAAGCAAUUGCAACAAAAAGUAGAAAAAACAGAUUGAAAAAAAAGAAAAGAAAAAAUGACGGGUACAUUUAGUGUAAAGUUAAAAUCGAAAAAUGGUCAAUUCAUUGUUAAGGAUUUAUCAAAUAAAACUACAGUAGCUGAUCUCAAGCAGCGUGUGGCUGCAGUAACACAAAUAAAAGAGCCUCAACUGCAUAUACUAAUGGGUUUUCCACCCAGACCUUUGGAUUUGGCGCACAAUAGCCAGCAGCGUACCCUUGAGGGCUGCGGCAUAUCUAGCGGAGAGACAUUGAUUGUUGAAGAAAAACCUGAAUCGGAAGUCGUUGAUGUAGCUGCCACUUUGGAGGAUGAUGAAGCUUUAGCCAGACGUUUGCAGGCCGAGGAAGAAGAACAGCAAUUACGUGAAGUAGUAGCAGCUGCCACCACCGGUACCAAUUCUAAUACUAAUGAAAUACCUGAUGUAGACUUAUCGCUACCCGGUUCGAGUGGCAAUUUUAAUGGUAUACUCUUGAAAAAAGUUGUACCUGCCGACAAUUCCUGCUUAUUUACCAGUGUGCGUUUUGUACUCAACGGCAAAGUUGACAAUGAGGGCAGUGAAAUGAUGCGUCAUAUAAUUGCCCAAGAGGUGGCGGCUAAUCCUCAAGAAUAUAAUGAUGCCGUUUUGGGUAAAUCAAAUGCAGAAUAUUGCUCUUGGAUACAAAAACCAGACUCAUGGGGUGGUGCCAUUGAAGUUGCAAUACUUUCUAGUUACUAUGGCAUUGAAAUUGAUGUUGUCGAUAUACAAAAUGCCAUUAUCAAUCGUUUCGGUGAAGAUAAGAACUAUGGUUUAAGGGUGUUUUUGCUAUUCGAUGGUAUUCAUUAUGAUCCCUUAUAUAUGGAAACUGAGGGUGGUGGCGCACCGGCAACUAUUUUCCCCGUCGAAGAAAUGGGUGUCUAUCAGCAGGCUGAACAAUUGGCCAAAGAAGCCAAAUCAUCACGUCAAUUUACCAAUGUCGAUAAAUUUUCUUUACGUUGUUUACAGUGUGACGUCAUGCUUGUCGGUCAACUGCAGGCCACUCAACAUGCUAAAGCUACUGGACAUACAAAUUUUGGAGAAAUUUAAUAUCUCUUAAUAUUGGGAUCGCUUUAUAUGUUUGCCUUUUGCGUAUUUAUCUAUUAUUUAAUAACACAAUGGGUCUUGCCAGCCAAUUCCAUACUCUGAAACGUCACCCCCUUAUAACAAACAAACAGCAGCAGCUCGAAGAAACAUUAAAAAAAUAGAUAUAUUUAAAGUAAAAAACAAUUCUCAUUGUCUGUUCUAAACUUUGAUAUGCUAAUGCUUGCAUAACAUUUAAAAUAGUUGUUGUAGUAGUUUUAAAUACAUUUCAAACAACCAAUCAACAAACAAAAUGCCAUCUAAAACCUCAUUAAUUAAAAAAACAUUUUUAUGAUCAUUUAACUGGUAAAAAAAAAUAUUUAGUUUUCUAUUUUGAUUUUCUUGUGGAAAGACUUAUUUAUAAUGUUUGUUCUCAAUAUAGAAAUUAUUUAUUGUA
Lucilia cuprina (Australian sheep blowfly) is the source of this 1753-nucleotide messenger RNA. RefSeq names its product ubiquitin thioesterase OTU1 (gene Yod1). Gene Ontology annotation, cellular component: nucleus; cytosol. Lineage: Eukaryota; Metazoa; Arthropoda; Insecta; Diptera; Calliphoridae. Gene Ontology annotation, molecular function: cysteine-type deubiquitinase activity. The record is from RefSeq and is a predicted model, not a curated record. The coding region runs from base 280 to 1323 and encodes 347 amino acids. Gene Ontology annotation, biological process: protein deubiquitination; endoplasmic reticulum unfolded protein response. The transcript is spliced from 2 exons.